Molecule: messenger RNA, 989 nt
Organism: Cannabis sativa
Lineage: Eukaryota; Viridiplantae; Streptophyta; Magnoliopsida; Rosales; Cannabaceae
Product: mediator of RNA polymerase II transcription subunit 20a
Exons: 5
Coding region: 131-799 (222 amino acids)
Biological process (GO): regulation of transcription by RNA polymerase II
Cellular component (GO): mediator complex
Molecular function (GO): transcription coactivator activity
Source: RefSeq, a predicted model, not a curated record
CCUUGUCCUUGUCGUAUAGGCGAUUUGUAACACUUCGUCGUUUCAUAAACCUAUACUCUGCAAUUCUUGACUUGGUUCCUGGUUGUUACUAUACAAAGUGCAAAGUCUUAGCGCCAUUGUUCACACGAAGAUGCCUAUCAAAUGGGUUUUGCAUUGGCAACCCAAUGUAGGGACAACAGCGAGUGGUCAAAUCGUGAAUGAAGUAACACAAUGCGUCGAAAGCAUGAAUGGCGUCAAAGAUGGCAGGUGGAAAGCUACUCUUACUUUUUACAAGCCUAUGCUUCGAGACCAGUCUUUACUUCCUGAGUUCCCUCGAGAUUUUAUGGGGAUUUCGCUACCGGAGCAACCCAACAAGUAUUAUUUCAUAAUUCGUGGGCAGCGUUUGGUUCUCGAGGCUGAUUCAACAAUUCAGACAAUAAUGGAUAAAUUACAGUCAUACAAAUCGAGGGUCUCUCUUAAUUUUGAGGGGAAUCAGUACCAACUUGGAGACUUCCAAUUGAGGGUGGGGAAAGUUUCACCUGCUCAUUCUGAAGCUUUGAGAGGAAUAGUGAUGGAGUUGGAGUACCUCCCUAUCUCUUCAAUUGAAAAGGCUAGGCAGAUGAUGGAUGAUUUCCUCGAUCUAUGGCAGGAUGCUGUGUCAAAAAGAUCAUUACCAGGUCACUUCAUGCAUAUAGAACCAAAUUUUGCCGAUUUCGGGCUUGGAGACCAUUAUACCUCGCAACAUACAGCCGUCCAAUACGCCAUUGUUGUAGCUCAAGUAAUAGCAACAGUACAAGCAGGGCAAGCGGUGAGAAAUUAGGGAAUGAAUUUUUCAAAGAAAUGAAACUUGUUUACUUGUUUUAUAUAAUAGAUAGAGACUGUCUUCUAGCAUGAUAGAUGUUUUAUUUCUUAGAAGUAAAUCAGGUUGCUUUAAUGUAUAUGCUAGUUUUGGAAGGAAGAAACUGAGGGACUUAUUGUUAAUCGAAUACAAUGCUGAAUUUUCCCUUUUA